AUGACACCCAAUAUCGGGCAGGGAGCAAACAUGGCAAUUGAGGACGCAGCAGCCCUGUCAAACUUACUGGGGCAUCUGAAAAUCUCGAGCUCCUCACCCCCAACUGAUUCCCAGAUAGAGAAGCUUUUGGAUCAAUAUCGGACAAUCCGAUAUCAGCGCGUUAAAUCCAUCUACCGAAGCUCACGAUUCCUGGUCCGCUUUCAGGCUCGAGAUGGUCUGUUCAAUACUCUUCUAAGUCGAUACUACGCACCUUACGCCGGGGACCUGCCUGCCGAUAUGGCGUCCAAAACAAUUGCCGAUGGGGUGAUGUGUGACUUUCUGCCUCAUCCAAAACGCAGUGGCGAUGGGUGGAAAAGGUAUCGGAGAAAUGGCCAAUCAUGGGGCUGGUGGGCUCAAGCUAUGAUGUAUAUUCUCAUACUUAUCAUCUUGUAUAAGUGGGCUGGUAGAGACUAUUUAGGCUCGAUGAUCAUCUGCGCUCCGUUAGAUUACCUACGUUCUAUUCCUGGGAAAAAUAUCCGGGGCAAAUUGAUCCUCGCUUUCAAUGAAUGGAUUCAACUACCUAACGAUAAGCUAGCCAUUGUCCAGGAAGUGAUCAAUCUACUACACACGGCAUCGCUGCUCAUCGAUGAUAUACAAGAUGCGUCUCGGCUCCGUCGAGGCCACCCGGUGGCUCAUGAAGUUUUUGGCGUCGCUCAAACGAUAAACGCGGCAAAUUACGCGUAUUUCCUACAGCAGGAAAGACUGAACGAAAUCAAUGAUCCGCGCGCAUUUCAUAUCUUUACCCACGCCCUUCUAGAUUUGCAUCGAGGUCAAGGGAUGGAUCUCUACUGGCGUGAUGCGGUAGUCUGUCCGACGGAGGAGGAAUACAUCCAGAUGGUGAUCUACAAAACUGGGGGGUUAUUUCGACUAGCAGUGGAGUUGAUGGAAAUUCAAAGCACAAGGACCGUAGACUUGUCCAAACUAGUGGAGUUAUUGGGUGUCAUCUUCCAGAUCCGUGAUGACUAUAUGAAUCUACAAAGUGGACUCUACGCUGAAAAGAAAGGGCGCAUGGAAGAUUUGACCGAGGGCAAGUUCUCAUAUCUCGUCAUUCACAGCGUUCAUGCAGCCCCCGAGAAUACCUUUCUAGUCGACAUUCUCAAGCAACGCAGCGAGGAUGACGCUCUCAAGAUUCGUGCUGUCCAGUACAUGGAGUCAACUGGGAGCUUUCAGUACUGCCGGGAGACUUUAGGCCGGUUGGCCCAGCAGGCACGCACUCAUGUUGAAGAGUUGGAAGCUUCAUUGGGCCCUAACAAGGGGAUUCAUCGUAUUCUCGAUUUACUUCAUGUCCAGCAACCGGAUGAGAAGCCUACCGUUUGA
Messenger RNA from Penicillium cataractarum, 1356 nucleotides. RefSeq lists its product as uncharacterized. The transcript has 4 exons. The coding region runs from base 1 to 1356 and encodes 451 amino acids. NCBI's taxonomy places the organism in Eukaryota, Fungi, Ascomycota, Eurotiomycetes, Eurotiales, Aspergillaceae. Gene Ontology annotation, molecular function: prenyltransferase activity. Gene Ontology annotation, biological process: isoprenoid biosynthetic process. The record is from RefSeq and is a predicted model, not a curated record.